CCUAAAGAUACAGUCGCAUGUUCUGUUGUGCGGAUGCUGGGAGGACGUCACUCUUCUGCAAGUUUCUAGUCUCAACACAAGGUCAAUAUGACAGUCAACAUCGCCGGGAUAAUAUCCGUCAUCAUCUUCUACCUCGUCAUCAUCGUCGUAGGCGUCGUUGCUGGGAGGGUGAAAAAAACCACGACAAUCGUUGGGAUCUUAUUGGCUGAUCGAAACAUGGGUGCUGUCCUAUCUUUCUUCACGCUAACAGCCACAUGGGUCGGAGGCGGCUUCAUCAAUGGGACUGCAGAAAUUGUUGCCAACAGAGGAUUUGCUUGGAUGCAGGCCCCUAUUGGCUACUCACUGUCUCUCAUCAUUGGUGGUAUUCUCUUUUGUCCUCGUCUACGUCGCGACAACUGCAUCACAAUGUUUGACCCCUUCCAAGAGCGAUACGGCAGGCUCAUGGGUGCUCUCAUGUGCAUACCGCAAUUUAUUGGAGAUCUCUUCUGGACAGCCGCGAUUUUGUCCGCACUCGGUUCCAGUGUGGCUCUCAUCCUUGGCCUGAAUGAAACGCUGUCCAUCAUUAUUUCUGCCAUCAUCAGCAUAUGUUACACCUUUGUGGGAGGCAUAUGGUCUGUCGCCUACACAGACAUUGUGCAGCUGAUCUGCUUAACUGUAGGACUGGUGCUAGCAGCCCCUUUCAUUGCGACCAACCAUGCUGUUGACUUACAAAGGAUCCAGGGAACGUGGUUAGGGGAAGUAACACUGCAACAGUCAGGAUACUUUCUCGACAAAUAUGGCCUUCUAAUAUUUGGGGGAACAACGUGGCAGGAGAUAUAUCAACGAACUUUGGCCUGCCGUACAACAAGACAAUCUUUGGCAUCAUCAGUUGUUGCAGGCAUCAUGUGUCUUCUUCUUAGCAUACCACCUGCUAUCAUUGGCUUCGCAGGAUCAGCUGCAGAUUGGAAUCAGACUGGUUACACGGGUGAAAUUCCAAUUCCCGAGGAACACAUGCACUUUAUCCUGCCCAUGGCGCUGCAGUAUCUCUGUCCCGUUGCUGUAUCCAUCGUGGGACUGGGCGCAGUCUCAGCAGCCGUCAUGUCAUCCACAGACUCUAGCACACUCUCCACAGCUUCAGUCUUUACCAAGAACAUUUACAGCAGCAUCAUCAGAACAAACGCCUCGGAUCGGGAAAUGGUGGUUGUGAUGAGAGUGACUGUCAUUGUUGCUGGCGCACUUGCUGCCACCAUAGCCAUCUUCGUAAAGAGUGUGUAUGAACUUUUCACACUUUGCUCUGACCUGAUGUACGUGAUUCUCUUCCCACAGUUCAUCUGCGUUCUCUUCGUAAGCAGCUGCAAUACGUACGGCUCCUUUGUAGGGUUUGUGGUGGCCUUCAUCCUGAGAGUAUGUAGUGGAGUAAAGCUGUUCCACUUCCCUGCUGUCAUACGCUAUCCCUUCUACAACCACACUGAUGGCCAGCAAUAUGGAGGGCGACAUGAGGACGACCUAGUUGUUUCCUACAAAGAGACUCCUGACGUCCCUCGAUGGAUCCGAAGAGUUGCCGUACUUCUCCUAAUUCCCAUCCUGGAAGUCCAAGAUGCCUGGUUACAUGCCAUGAACUACUCAUGA
Messenger RNA from Haliotis rufescens (red abalone), 1608 nucleotides. RefSeq names its product high-affinity choline transporter 1-like. The record is from RefSeq and is a predicted model, not a curated record. Gene Ontology annotation, biological process: choline transport; acetylcholine biosynthetic process; transmembrane transport. Bases 88 to 1608 code for a protein of 506 amino acids. NCBI's taxonomy places the organism in Eukaryota, Metazoa, Mollusca, Gastropoda, Lepetellida, Haliotidae. Gene Ontology annotation, cellular component: plasma membrane. The transcript has 10 exons. Gene Ontology annotation, molecular function: choline:sodium symporter activity.